Messenger RNA from Botrytis sinoallii, 3672 nucleotides. RefSeq lists its product as uncharacterized. Lineage: Eukaryota; Fungi; Ascomycota; Leotiomycetes; Helotiales; Sclerotiniaceae. Gene Ontology annotation, biological process: regulation of DNA-templated transcription; phosphorelay signal transduction system; detection of visible light. Bases 1 to 3672 code for a protein of 1223 amino acids. The transcript is spliced from 6 exons. Gene Ontology annotation, molecular function: phosphorelay sensor kinase activity; protein binding. The record is from RefSeq and is a predicted model, not a curated record.
AUGAUGUCCAACAUAGAUACAACACCUUCCAAGUCGGUGGUUUACCCAUCGGUUGAAGAGUUUCAAGUCGAACGGAUAUUUCCCAUUCGAAAUCUUGUCAAUGGAAGAGACCUCGAUACAGAAUUAGCCUCGCAGAAUACCGACGGUGUUUCUUCAUCAAAUUCAAGCUGUCGAGGUCCCAAUUCGGGUCAAGAGCCUUACGAUAAAGAUGACAUUUUGAAUAAUGAAAGCUAUUCCGAUGGCUCUAGCGAAACGAACUUCUUGCCGCCGCCUUACCCACCAAUACCUCCCGAUGACCAAAUUCGCAGAUUACCUAAAGAUUCAAUACAUGACUACUCAACAGAAAUUGGCGGUGGUGAAGGCCCAGCCGAGAGUGAAGAUAGGAAGAUAUCGCAACGUUCACAAUUGAUCCCUUCGAAAUCGGGUCCCCCAGGCAUAGCCCCCGGCGAACCUGUGAGCACUGAGGAGCGGACAUUUUUCAAGUGUGGAGAUGAACCUAUACAUAUUCCAGGAGCAAUUCAACAGUAUGGUGCAUUGCUAGCCCUGAGAUACAAUGAUCAGGGAGACCUCAUGGUUCGGAUUGCCAGCGAGAAUGCGUUCAAAAUUUUGAAAUAUACUCCAGAACAGCUUUUCUCGUUAAAUUCUUUCCUUGACCUUCUUGGCGUUGACGUUCGCGAAGAUUUUAUCGCACGAGUUGAUCAUGCUCUUCGGGCUGUCACCAAAAACCCAUGCUCCGACACAAAGCUGGAUGUCUUCUCCAUGUCGGUUGUUGCACACACAGGAUUGGUAAAUCUUUGGUGUGCGAUUCAUAUAUCUAAAGGCACAGAUGAUUUGAUCAUCUGUGAAUUUGAACCAUUUUCUGACGAAAUGUUUUUUUCUGAUGAACCUCAUAAUACCACGAACGAUUUACCCAAGUUGCCGACGCGAACUAUCGACAAUGAAACAGUACUUGGAGAACGACUGAAAAGUAUCUCCAGUGGAAGCCAACCUCUUCGCGUCUUGCAGAUUGCAAAACGAAAGGGCAGGCAUGCUGUCGGUUCUCUGGAAGUGUUUAAUGCUAUGACACAAGCACAAGAACAACUUGCUGCGUGUACUUCGGUUCAAAAGCUUCAAGACGUCUUGGUGGGCCUCAUAUUUGACUUGACCGGCUUUCAUCGAGUCAUGUUUUAUCGAUUCGAUUCCACCAAAAAUGGAUGUGUGGAGGCUGAGUUACUCAAUCCCAAAGCCAGUGAUGAUAUAUUUAGAGGACUGCAUUUUCCAGCUUCGGAUAUCCCUAAGCAAGCUCGGGAUUUAUAUAAGAUUAACAGGAUACGAAUGCUUCAUGACCGAGAUGAAGAGACCGCACGACUGGUCUGUCGUGAUCAGUCAGAUUUUGAAAAGCCCCUCGAUUUAACGCACGCUUAUUUACGCGCCAUGUCGCCACUUCAUUUGAAGUAUCUUUCGAAUAUGGGAGUACGUUCGACAAUGUCAGUUUCCAUUGUAAUUGAUGGCGAUCUCUGGGGACUUAUUGCAUGUCAUGGGUAUGGCAGCCAUGGCACCCGCGUAACUUUACCAAUGCGUGAACUGGCCAGAAAUAUUGGAGAGUGUGCUUCAACAAAUAUUGAGCGAUUGUUGAUGCAUCAACGUAUUGAAGCUCGCAAAGCACCACGUCAGAAUCCAGGAAAGACACCUUCUGGUUUUAUUGCGGCAUCUUCCGACGACUUACUACGAGUUUUCGAUGCCGACUUUGGUCUUUUAAAUAUUCAGGAUGAAGCACGAGCUAUUGGAAAACUUCGCCCCUAUCGCGAGGCAUUGACAAUUCUUGCAUACCUACAGUCUCGCCACUUCACUGAAAUAUACUCCACGCACAAUAUUACAAAAGACUUGCCGAAACUGAAAGAUUCUCCAGGAAUCAGCGCUGUAGCUGGGAUACUAGUCAUACCUCUUAGCACCGGAGGGAAUGAUUUCUUGGUUUUUUUUAGAAGAGGUCAACUUCGCGAAGUCAGAUGGGCUGGUAACCCUUAUGAAAAGAUCAAGCCUGCUAAAGGACAGUAUCUAGAGCCAAGAAGUAGUUUUAGUCGCUGGACACAGACUAUCAAAGGCACUUCUAAAGUAUGGAACGCUGAUGAUUUCGAGACUGCGUCUGUGCUAAGUCUUCUGUAUGGAAGGUUCAUCGAAAUCUGGCGACAGAAGGAAUCAACAGGACUCAAUCGAAUGACUCGCCUUCUAUUGAAAAACACCAGUCAUGAAGUUCGCACUCCUCUGAAUGCUGUUGUCAACUAUCUCGAAAUGGCACUUGAGGACAAAAUCGAAGGUCCAACCCGCGAGUUGUUGGACAAAGCUCACAGAGCUUCAAGAUCCUUGGUUUAUGUCAUUGACGACCUCCUGAAGCUCACCAAAGCUGAAUUUGGCCCGGUGAAUUCCAUGAAAGAUGUUUUCGAUCUUUCAGCUACAGUUUCAGAAGUCAUGUCAGCUUUCCAAAAAGAAGCUGUCCGAAAGAAUCUAGAUUUAACCGUUACUAUUCAACAAGGCAUCCCGGAAAUGGUCAGGGGUGAUGCUGUCCGGUUGCGGCAGGUUAUAUCUAACAUUACAAGCAAUGCAUUCCAAAACUCCGUCGUCGGCGGUGUUAAAAUCGACAUCAAACCCAUACAGAUAUGGCCAGCCAGCACUGUUAUUUCUCUCACCGUUCAAGAUGUGGGAAUCGGAAUGUCGGAGUCACAGCUUGAUGAAUUGUUCCAGGAGUUUGAACAGAUAUUGGAUGAGACUGAUUGCUCUACAAUUAAAAAGCCGGUACAACCACUAAGUGAUGUGAGAGAGACACUUGGUAUCGGCCUUGCUGUAGUUGCGCGAUAUGUUCGUAACUCCAAUGGUCAAAUUCGAGUACAUAGUGAGGUAGGUAAAGGGACUAUAUUCGGUAUUGAGUUACCUUUUGAACACGCUCCAGCUGCUUCAAGUGCUCAAGAAAUCCUAACCAGCAGUACUGCUAGACAGAUUCGUCCAUUUUCCGAUUCCGGAAGCAAUUACGAUGAGAGUGAAAAAAUGAAUUCUAGUUAUACGAUGUCGACUUUCGGAAGCACUCCGCUAGCUACACCAAUCGAAGAGGGUUCAUCUAUUACUACAUCAUUUUUCGAUCUCGCAAUGCAUUCGAAAGAAGAAUUUGUCGAGCCACCAUCCGCACGCCGAAGAUCAAGCCUACCUUUCUUAACUAUGGUCGAUCUUGUGUCAACAAAGAAGUCGCUUUCUAUUCUAAUCGCAGAGGAUAAUCCUAUCAACUCAAAGCUUUUGCAUAAAAGACUCAGCAAACUUUUACAUAAACCUGAAGUUACAGCUGAGGGGCAAUCAUGUUACGAUUACUACACGUCUGGAAACAAUAAUGUCGACGUCAUCUUGAUGGACUUACAAAUGCCACUUGUUGAUGGUACGAAGGCAACGAGAAUGAUACGCAAGUUUGAGAGGGAACAUCUCGAAUUACAUCAUGUUAGGAGGAGAGUUCCCAUUAUUGCUGCUUCGGCCUCACUCACAGAGGAACAACGAUUUGAUUAUAUCGAAGCGGGCUUCGAUGGCUGGAUAAUGAAACCUAUCAAUUUUAGUCGACUUGACUUUCUCCUACAAGGGUUAAAUAACCCGCAGCUCAAACAACGGGCUAUUUACAUUCCGGGGAUGUGGGAAUUGGGUGGAUGGUUUUUCGCUUGA